Colletotrichum higginsianum IMI 349063 is the source of this 630-nucleotide messenger RNA. RefSeq lists its product as uncharacterized. Lineage: Eukaryota; Fungi; Ascomycota; Sordariomycetes; Glomerellales; Glomerellaceae. The transcript is spliced from 2 exons. The coding region runs from base 1 to 630 and encodes 209 amino acids. The record is from RefSeq and is a predicted model, not a curated record.
AUGCACGAGACCUGUCAGCCAGCAUGGUGUGAAGCUUUGAAAUGGGUUAUUUCGUGGCAGAAAGCGGAACGACGAGCGACUGACAGCGUUGCCAAGCCGCUGGCCAAGGGACGUGAUGGGCAUUGGUACCCGACUUGGACGCCCUCCCCAGCUGGUGGUGAUCUGCACAGCCAUGAGCUGGAGCUGUGCUACUUGAACACUCAAAUGGCGAACUCGACGGACAACUACCAAAAUGUUCCAGCCAUCGGUGGUUCUGUUCCAGCUGAAAAGGCAGCUAAGAUCCCUCCCCUCCUCAGGGCCCCUCAGGGACAAGGGUGCAAGGGGCAAAUGGCGGCCAACACGAGUCGUGACGGGCGAGAGAGCAGCAGCAGCAACAACAACAUCACCAGCAUCAUCGGCAUCAUCGGCAUCACCAGCCACAAUGCUCGAGAUACAAAUACACCAAAGACCCAAAGACCCCCAAGACGCUCAAUCGAUGGAGCACGACAGCCUGCAGAAACGGCCGCUUGUGCCCCCCCCCCCCCCCCCCCCCCCCUCCCCUUCCCAAGUCCCCUACCCGACCUGCAUGCCGGACCCCCCAUCACGGAAACGGCUCGCCCGUACCGUCGGGUCUCCCUUCACCCCCUUUGA